Molecule: messenger RNA, 2613 nt
Organism: Rotaria sp. Silwood1
Lineage: Eukaryota; Metazoa; Rotifera; Eurotatoria; Philodinida; Philodinidae
Source: the annotation of a GenBank genome assembly
AUGCAAUUUCACGUCAAUUAUCUAACAGCAACUUGGCCCAUACCAAACACAUCGAAUGUUCAACUACUAGGUCUGUUUAAAGAUGCAGAAAAUACAUCUUAUUCUACAGCUUUAUCAGUUCAUUCUCGUGCUAUGUUCAAGGCAGCAGUUUUACUUUCUCAACAAUAUAAUAUAACAAUUGAAGGAAAAUACAUAGGAUGGCAAACCGUGCAAACUGGUGGCAGUCCAAUUACUGCUGUUAGUGGUGUAUGUCAAGCAUUAUCUAGUUCUAAUAUUUUUGGUAUUGUGGGUCCAUCAUUAUCAAGAGAAACUCCUAUUAUAGCUGAAUUUGCUGCAAAAGUCGGUAUUCCUGCUAUAUCAUAUGCUGCAACUGAUCCUUCUUUGUCUGAUCGAAAUACAUAUCCUGUUUUUUAUCGUUUAGUUCCUUCAGAUAGAGCCGCUGCAAAAGCCAUUGCAAAACUACUCAUGCGAUUUAAUUGGACUUCAUGCAUAGUUAUUUAUCAAAACGAUCAAUUUGGAAUUGGUGGUGCAAAUGCAAUAAAAGAUGCGUUAACUAGCAAUGAUUUAAAAGUAGCGACAAUGGUGGUAUUUGAUAUUGAAACACAUAGUAUUCAAGGUAAUUUGAGUAGCAUUUUAAUCAGUAGUUCAUCCCGAAUUGUUGUAUUAUGGGCGACUUCGACUUUUACACCUUUAAUUUUACAAAAUGCACUUGAUUCUAAUGUACUUGGUCCAAAAUUUACUUGGAUACUAAGUUCAAGCAUUCCAUUAAACUCUUUCAAUCCAAAAUUUUCUCAACAAUUAAUUGGAAUGCUUACUGUAGAACCUGCAGGAGCAAGUACUGUUGGUGCCCCAAUUAAUGCAACAUUGUUAAAUGCAGCCUGUAAUAUAUGGCAACAAUAUGAGAGUGAAACGUUUCCUGGAUUAAUAAAUAUAAAUAAUUAUGCGCUAUUUGCAUUCGACACCACUUGGUUAUUGAUUCAAGCAUUAGAACAACUUUGUUCAACAACAACUAAUAAUUCUUCCUCAUGUAUGCCACUUGAUGAUUCUCCAUUUUGUUUUUAUCGUCGUUUUCGCAAUUUGAAUUCAUUACUUGAUAUAAUUAAUAAUAUGAGUUUUCUUGGUGUAUCAGGUUCUAUCAAAUUUAGUGUUAAUACAACUGAUCGAAUAGGUGGUGCAUAUUAUCUUGCACAAAACGCUCAACCUGGUUCAAACGGUACAGUUUUUGUGCCAGUAUUGACCUAUAAUGAAAAUGGAGGUUGGAAACCGUAUUCAGAAGCACAUGUGAUUAUCUGGCCAGGUAAUUCAUUAACAAUUCCUGGUAGUAUUGCAACACUUAAUGGUGUAACUUUACGAAUUGGUGUAAUUUCAGUACUUCCAUUCACAAUAGUUGGUAAUGCAACAGAUUCCUCGGGACAAACUACACCACCGCUGACUGGUUUUGUGCCUGAUCUUAUUUCUCAAUUACAAACUGACUUAGGAUUUAUUCCAGAUAUUCGAUUGGCACAAUCAAAUCUAACAUAUAAUCAAAUAAUUAAUAAAGUAGCAAAUGGUGACUAUGAUAUAGUAAUAGGUGAUGUAACGGUUACUUCUGAAAGACGAAAGAUAGUCGGUUUUUCAGAAUCAAUAUUUGAUAAUUCUCUAUACAUUAUUAUGCGAAAUGCACCUUCUGUUAGUUACGACUUGUUUGGAUUCAUGAAACCAUUUUCACACAAUCUUUGGUUAUUGAGCAUAGGUAUUACUAUUAUUGCUGCUAUUAUAAUCUGUUUGUUAGAACGAGAAACAAAUGAAGCAUUACAGAAUAUGUCAAUAAUUUCUCUAUGUGCCAUGAGUUGGUGGUACUGUUUUGGAAAUAUUCUCGGAUAUGGUGUAGAGUUUAACGCGAGUACAGCUGCUGGCCGUUUAUUAACUGGUGGUUUAUAUGUAUUAAGUAUUGUAUUAGUGGCAUCAUAUACUGCAAACUUGGCAUCUGAUUUAACAAUACAAAAAAUACAGUAUCCUAUUUCGGGACUUGAUGAUCUCAAAGCUGGGAAGAUACCAUUUAAUCGUAUUGGAAUUCGUGUAGGUACAGCUAGUGAAAGGUUUUAUUUACAACAAAUCUCUCGUGGUGCAUACAAUUUUCAUCCAUUACCAUCAUCAAAACAAGCAACAUACGAUGCUUUAUUAGCAAAUAUCAUUGAUGUCUGUUUUAUCGAUAGUGGUGUUGGUCGAUAUGUGACGAAUAAUAUAUAUUGUAAUUUAACUUUAGUUGGUGAACCUUUUGAUCAAAGUCAAUUUGGUAUUGUAACACCUUUAGGAUGGAACUAUGCACAAACUUUAGAUAUAGAAAUACUAAGGCUACGCGAAUCAGGUACUCUUGAUAUUUUGCAACAAAAAUGGUUUCAAUCAAGCACUUGUCCACAGUCUUCAACUACUAUGUCUACUGCACUAGAUAUUCCAUCAAUGGGUGGACUAUUUCUAAUCUUUACAGUGAUUAUAGCUCUAUCAUUAUUAUUAUUUGCGUGGAAGAAGUAUAUAAAAAAUCGUCUGUUUUCACUACCAUGUCUUAAGAAGUUCUCAGCCAAAAGAAAACAUUCUGUAACAAGACAUUCAAGAGAAUCUUCUGAAUGUGCAUAA